Gossypium raimondii (Peruvian cotton) is the source of this 856-nucleotide messenger RNA. Its product is annotated as signal peptidase complex subunit 2. The record is from RefSeq and is a predicted model, not a curated record. Lineage: Eukaryota; Viridiplantae; Streptophyta; Magnoliopsida; Malvales; Malvaceae. The transcript has 5 exons. Bases 66 to 641 code for a protein of 191 amino acids. Gene Ontology annotation, cellular component: signal peptidase complex; membrane. Gene Ontology annotation, biological process: protein targeting to ER.
UCUAUUUUUGUGCCAGUCUCCUCCAGUCUCAGAAAUACCAGCAACGCUUAUUUUCCUCCAUAAAGAUGCAAGAAAAAAAGGCAGAAACCGCAAAUAAAAACGCGAAGAAGGCGAAUCUAUUGGAUCACGGCUCCAUCAAACACAUCCUCGAUGAAUCCGUCACUGAGAUUGUUAAGAGUCGCGGAUAUGUGGAAGAUGUGAGGAUGAGCAAUAUCAGAUUAUUGCUUGGAACUAUUAUUAUUGUAAUCGCUCUUGUUGCUCAAUUUUACAAAAAGAAGUUCCCCGAAAACCGUGAUUUCCUCAUCGGUUGCAUCGUAUUAUAUAUAGUUUUUAAUGGAGUACUCCAGCUGGUCAUAUACACUAAGGAAAAGAAUGCAAUUCUCUUUACUUAUCCUCCUGCUGGAUCCGUAACCAGCACUGGUUUGGUGGUCUCUUCAAAGUUACCAAGAUUCUCUGAUCUUUAUACACUUACGAUAGCAAGUGCAGAUCCCAAGUCGAUAUCUGCAGGGAAACCGGUUGAGUUGACCAAAAGUGUUACUCAAUGGUUCACUAAGGACGGAGUAUUGGUUGAGGGCCUAUUCUGGAAAGAUGUUGAAACACUAAUAAAUGAUUAUGCGACAGAACCAAAGAAAAAGAAGUGAUCGUAGAUAGUAAAGCCUUACCUUGUUAGGUUAUUGGUUAGACUGUGAAAUCUGUCCGUUGCUGCAACCUUGAUUUAGAGUAUGUUCACCACAAUCAUUGGUUUGAAGAUUUUAAACUAAAAACAGAAAAUGAACUUUGCCCAAGGAUUAGAAGACAAUUUUCAUCACUUAUCGAACAACGAUUUCUUGCUAAUGAAAAAGAUUUGGUUUCUUUA